GUGGUAUGACCCAAAGUAGUUGGUGACGUCACCAGUCAAAACAGGUUGGACUCGCCAACUGUUCGAGCUUUUCUGUUAUUACUUAAGAUUACCACAAGUUUCGGUGACUGUGGGCUACAUAAGUCCCUUUUAAGGACUCCAGUGCUUCCCAAGACUCAUCUUUGUGGCAUAAUAUUUUGAUUUUUUGCUGAGAAACUCUAGCGACUGUUGUCGUUGCCAUGGCAAACAUGGCGGCGCCCGGGGACAGUGAAGACGACGUUCUGGACUUCAGGAAGCUGGAGCGGGAACUGGCGGCGGCCGUGGAGGCUGAUCACAAGUACCAGCGGGAGAACGACGCCAAGUUCAGGGCCAUCAAACAACAAGUUGGGUCCUACGAUGAGUUCAGGGACAUUGUUCUGGCUUCCCACCUGCGACCCUUGGAGAAGAAGGACAACCUACAGAACAUGGACGUGAAGCAGCCGUGGAACGUCCACGCUACAACACAGGCAGACAGGGAGAACACUGCACAGCAGCAGAUUAAACAGGAUGAAGAGAAACUGCCUAGAAAUGGCCACGAGUUCGCUCGCGACUGGAAACGCUACUGCAAAACUACGCCAGACAAGUACAAGUUCAUCAAGAAGAUCGGAGGAGAGCAACUUGCCAACAUCUUCAAGAAUGAAAUCAGCUUUGGACUGUUGGGGGAGAUCCUCACAGCACUCAACAACUCUUACGUGCAGGAAGACUCUGGUUUUGUGUACCAAGUCUUAGACAGCUUGACGAAAGUUGGAAGAUUUGAAUUGUCUGUGGAUUUUCUGAGCUCAAAGGAGAGUCAAGCUGUGAAGGAACUGUUGGAAAAACUUACAAAUGAUCUUACGGACAGCAGUGAGAUAGAACAGAUUAACACAAGAUUGGAUGCACUAAAGAAACUGUAUAAGAUCUCAUAAUGAUAAUUAUUAGUUUAAUAGAGAGCUUGUACACCAAUUUUAUUAAGGUAAGGUCUUAAGUUUGCUAAAAGAGAAUUGAAAUAAUUUAGUCAACAUUUAGAAAUAGAUGUUGAUAGAAUUGUUAUUAACUCCCAUGUUAAGGUCAGUGAAGACUGCUCCUUAGAGUUCUCAGAGUGCUAAGAUGCUAAAUAAAACAUUU
Molecule: messenger RNA, 1122 nt
Organism: Branchiostoma belcheri (Belcher's lancelet)
Lineage: Eukaryota; Metazoa; Chordata; Leptocardii; Amphioxiformes; Branchiostomatidae
Product: coiled-coil domain-containing protein 103-like
Exons: 3
Coding region: 219-923 (234 amino acids)
Biological process (GO): epithelial cilium movement involved in extracellular fluid movement; inner dynein arm assembly; determination of left/right symmetry
Cellular component (GO): outer dynein arm
Source: RefSeq, a predicted model, not a curated record